AUGGAGAACGGUUCAACCUCUGAGGGAAAGGAUCCGUCAGCCUUCCUCAGUGAGAUUAUCGGUGCUCCGGUGAUCGUGAAACUCAACUCUGGUGUGGUUUACAAAGGAGAGCUUCAGUCCGUGGAUGGAUACAUGAAUAUCGCACUUGAAAAGACCGAGGAGUUCGUAAACGGAAAACUGCGGCGCAACUACGGUGAUGCUUUCGUACGAGGAAACAAUGGUGCGUGGUUGUCUUCUACAACACUUUCUUCUCGCCCGUCUCACCGGAACAAACAGUGCUUUACAUAUCCGCGAGUUAAAUGA
Molecule: messenger RNA, 303 nt
Organism: Penicillium odoratum
Lineage: Eukaryota; Fungi; Ascomycota; Eurotiomycetes; Eurotiales; Aspergillaceae
Product: U4/U6-U5 snRNP complex subunit LSM6
Exons: 2
Coding region: 1-303 (100 amino acids)
Biological process (GO): mRNA splicing, via spliceosome; maturation of SSU-rRNA
Cellular component (GO): U4/U6 x U5 tri-snRNP complex; P-body; nucleolus
Molecular function (GO): RNA binding
Source: RefSeq, a predicted model, not a curated record